AUGGACCAUUCCCAACACCCAUCAUCAACGAUCAGACUCAUUCCCGACCCUGCAGGGUCGCAGUGGCUUGGACUCAGUACCACACGAUGUGCCGUCAACUCGCGGGUUUCAGACGAAGAUCUCAAAUACACAUCCGUCGCGAAUUCCACAAAGACUAAAAGGGACUUUCUGGGAUUACUGAAGCAACGGAGUAUUCUGGAGCAUCUCGGUAUAGUGAGAGCCCAGCAUAGAGAGAACAAGAAAUCUUCAAUUGAACUUAGCCGUGCCAUCAGGCAAGGCAAAAUUACUCAAUGCAAAUAA
Messenger RNA from Penicillium subrubescens, 300 nucleotides. RefSeq lists its product as uncharacterized. NCBI's taxonomy places the organism in Eukaryota, Fungi, Ascomycota, Eurotiomycetes, Eurotiales, Aspergillaceae. The coding region runs from base 1 to 300 and encodes 99 amino acids. The transcript has 3 exons. The record is from RefSeq and is a predicted model, not a curated record.